AUGGCAAUGGAGUGUUGCACUUCAACAAUGCUAAUGCCUCCUCCCAGGCCUCCCCUGAAGCCCCUAGAUGAAGCCAAUACUCAACACCAGUCUCUAGUGUUUGAUGCCUCCGUUCUUAAAUACCAAUCCACCAUACCAUCACAGUUCAUAUGGCCUGAUGAGGAGAAGCCCUGUGCCAAGCCACCUGAGCUUCUUGUUCCUCCCAUUGACUUGGGAGGCUUCCUCUCUGCAGAUCCUCUUGCCAUCUCAAAUGCGGCUCGUCUUGUCAAUGAGGCAUGCAGGAAGCAUGGCUUCUUCCUUGUUGUGAAUCAUGGUGUGGAUGCACAGCUUGUCACUGAAGCGCAUAAGAACAUGGACUUCUUCUUCAACAUGUCACUCUCUGAGAAGCAAAGAGCUCAGAGAAAGGUUGGUGACCACUGUGGAUAUGCUAGUAGCUUUACCGGCAGGUUCUCCACCAAGCUCCCUUGGAAAGAGACUCUUUCUUUUCGAUAUUGUGAUGAUGAUCAAUCCUCAAGGAUCAUUGAGAAAUAUUUCUCAAAUGUGAUGGGCGAAGAUUUCAAACAGUUCGGGAGGGUGUACCAGCAAUAUUGUGAAGCCAUGAGCAGACUCUCUCUUGGGAUCAUGGAGCUUUUGGGCAUGAGCCUAGGUGUUGGCCGCGAGUAUUUCAGAGAAUUCUUUGAAGGAAAUGAUUCAAUAAUGAGACUAAACUACUACCCACCAUGCCAAAAACCCAAUCUAACUCUUGGAACCGGGCCUCACUGUGACCCUACAUCAUUGACAAUCCUGCAUCAGGAUCAGGUGUCUGGCCUUCAAGUGUUUGUAGAUGAAAAAUGGCACUCAAUCAGUCCCAAUUCAGAAGCUUUUGUUGUCAACAUCGGUGACACAUUCAUGGCCCUAUCAAAUGGGAUUUACAAGAGUUGCCUGCACAGAGCAGUGGUAAAUAGCCAAACUCCAAGGAAGUCUCUGGCUUUCUUUUUAUGCCCAAAGAUGGAGAAGGUGGUGAGCCCACCAAAUGGGCUGGUGGACGCCAACAAUCCAAGGAUAUAUCCCGACUUCACGUGGUCAUCGCUGCUUGAAUUCACGCAGAAACAUUAUAGGGCCGACACGAAAACCCUCCAUGUCUUCUCAAACUGGCUUCAACAGAAAAACAACUGA
This is a messenger RNA of Vitis vinifera (wine grape), 1155 nucleotides long. Its product is annotated as gibberellin 20 oxidase 1-D-like. The transcript has 3 exons. The record is from RefSeq and is marked provisional. NCBI's taxonomy places the organism in Eukaryota, Viridiplantae, Streptophyta, Magnoliopsida, Vitales, Vitaceae. Gene Ontology annotation, molecular function: gibberellin 20-oxidase activity. Gene Ontology annotation, biological process: flower development; response to light stimulus; unidimensional cell growth. The coding region runs from base 1 to 1155 and encodes 384 amino acids.